Gastrolobium bilobum is the source of this 3532-nucleotide messenger RNA. RefSeq names its product clathrin interactor EPSIN 3-like. The record is from RefSeq and is a predicted model, not a curated record. NCBI's taxonomy places the organism in Eukaryota, Viridiplantae, Streptophyta, Magnoliopsida, Fabales, Fabaceae. Gene Ontology annotation, cellular component: endosome; plasma membrane; clathrin vesicle coat. Gene Ontology annotation, molecular function: phospholipid binding; clathrin binding. The transcript has 14 exons. The coding region runs from base 244 to 3168 and encodes 974 amino acids. Gene Ontology annotation, biological process: endocytosis.
UCCGAAAUUGUAGAGAGAGAGAGAGAGUCUGUGUUUUUGUGUGUGUUUCUCUUUGACAACGUAAUAUUAUUAUUAUAAUUAUUAUUUUAGAGGCAUAACAAUAUUUGUUGCCUGGUCUUGCAAUUUUCUAUCUCUCUCUAGCAUUGGCUAUCGCACCAAACACCUUUGGUUUCCCGUUUAAUCCGAUUGGAUCAGUUCAGGCCUUUGGUGCUGGCUCAUAGCUUGUUCUGAACACCAGCUACAAUGAAGAAGGUUAUUGGUCAAACUGUUAGGGACCUUAAAAGAGAAGUAAAUAAGAAAGUGCUGAAAGUUCCUGGGAUUGAACAGAAGGUUCUUGAUUCUACCAGCAAUGAACCAUGGGGUCCUCACGGAUCACUUCUUGCAGAUAUAGCUCAGGCAACCAGAAACCCUCAUGAAUAUCAGAUGAUCAUGGCAGUAAUCUGGAAGCGAAUUAAUGACACUGGCAAGAAUUGGCGGCAUGUCUACAAGGCUUUGACGGUACUAGAGUACUUGGUGGCUCAUGGGUCAGAGCGGGUCAUAGAUGAGAUCAGAGAACAUGCUUAUCAAAUAUCAACAUUGUCCGAUUUUCAAUAUAUUGAUUCCAGCGGAAGAGAUCAAGGAAACAAUGUCAGGAAGAAAUCUCAAAGUCUUGUUCUCCUUGUGAAUGAUAAAGAAAGAAUCAUAGAGGUUAGGCAAAAGGCUGCUGCUAACAGGGACAAGUUUCGCAACAAUUCAGCAGGUGGAAUGUAUAGGCCUGGUUCAUAUUCAAGCGGUGGAGCCUAUGGUGAUAGAUAUGAUGAUGAUCGUUAUGGAAGCAGGGAGGAAGAUAGAAAUGGCUAUGGUUAUGGAAGAGAAAAAGAAUGGGGCUAUAGAGAUGAUGAUCGGUAUAGUCGUGAUGGAGAUCGUUAUAGCAGAGAUUACGAUGAUCGUUAUGGCAGGGACGGUUACAGAGAUGAUGACUACAGGGGAAGAAGUCGAAGUGUCGAUUACCAAUAUGACACAAGAAGCAGGAGCUCUGAUAGAGACCGUGAUGAUGAUGGCCAACACUCGUCCCGAGGUAGCAAUGCUAAAGCCGAGGACCAAUCUCUGGAAGCAAGGCUUGAGCAGAAACUUUCUGAGAAAAAUAUGGGUGCUCCUCCCAGUUAUGAAGAAGCUGUUGGUGAAUCUCGGAGCCCUGUACACAGUGAAAGGGAUGUAGAAACUUCAGAAGCAUCUGUUCCAAAAGACGCCUCUCCACAUGUAAGUGAUAAUCCUAGCCAAACCUCUGCACCUACAGGAUCUUCUCCUGUAAGCAAUAAUCCAACCGAAACAGCUCCUGCUGCCAGUACUGCUGCAACUGGAACCCAGGAAAUUGAGUCCACUGAUGAUUUUUUUGACCCACGUGGUCCUGCAUCAGCUGCCCCAAUCACCUCUAGUAAUGUUGAAAUGGACUUGCUGGGUUCCCUGUCAGACUCGUUCUCUUCAAAUGCAUUGCCUCUUGAGCCAGCUACGUCGUCAACUGCAACCCCUGAAGCAAACCCUGGUUCAACAGCUUCCUUUGCAGCACCAACACCUGGGUCCAGUAAUUUCAACCAGCAGUCUUUUGAAGAUCCAUUUGGCGAUUCGCCAUUCAAGGCUGUUACUUCGACUGAAACAGCUCCAUCUCAACCCCAGGCAUAUCAGAGUAUUGAACCAUCCCAAUCAAGUGGUCUUAAUCCAGAAACGAUCUCUAACUUUGGGUUUGGGGACUCAUUUGCUGUUGUACCAUACUCUGCAUCUGUUGCCAGUGAUACUCAACCUUUCUCUACAAAUUCUCAGUUUUUGUCUCAAGAUUCGUCAAUUCCACAGCUAGAAACUGAUAUUCUUGCAGACAUUCUUCCUCCUGCACCAUUACCUGAGAUGACUUCACAGCAUAACAUUUCAGCUGCAUCUGGCCAAAUGGCAUCACAACCAUUUUCUGAACCAACUGGCCAAAUUACCCACCAAGGUUUCUCAGCUGCACACAGUCAACCUGCACAAGCCUUUUCAGUUCCCCCAGGUCAACAUACCCAGCAAGCCUUUUCAGCUCCCAAUGGCCAACCAGCACAAAUGCAAUCACCUUUUUCAGCUCCCACCAGUCAAUAUGCACAACAACCCUUUUCAUCUCAUGCUGGUCAACCUGGCCUGCAUACAUUUUCAUCUGCUGGCCAAUCUAUGCAGCCACCUUUUGCUUCUCAAGGUGGUCAACCUGCACAGUCAAGUGGUCAUAUAUACGGUGGGUUGCGCUCCCAGGAUGGAUCUCUUACUCCAGGAGCUCCAAACAUGUCUCCUCAAUCCCAAAAUGUAUAUAAUGGACCUAUGAACAGUGGGAACUUCCUGCCACAAGGAUCUACAACAGCUUUUCCAUCACACAUGACUCCUCAAGCUCCAACAGGGCAGCUGUCACAGAGCACAUACUUUCCCCAUCAUGGAGGAUCUACUUCUCACCCAACUUCCCAUAUGACUUCUCACUCUCCAACUGAUCAAGCACCACAGUUUAACAGCCAGAGCUUCAUUGGACAACAAGGAAAUGUAGUUCCCUAUAGCUCACCAAUUACCCAUCAAUCACUUGCUUCUAAUGCUGCACAGUAUGCUGUUCCGACGGGAUCAAACUCUAUAGUUGCUCACCCAUCCAAGGACAAGUUCGAGACAAAAUCAACAGUUUGGGCAGAUACACUAAGCAGGGGACUGGUUAAUUUGAAUAUAUCUGGACCUAAAACAAAUCCAUUAGCAGAUAUUGGGAUUGAUUUUGAAUCCAUUAAUAGGAAGGAAAAGAGAAUGGAGAAGCCCAGUACCCAAGCUGUAACAUCAACUGUAACUAUGGGUAAAGCUAUGGGAUCGGGUUCAGGAAUAGGCCGGGCUGGUGCCGGUGCUCUCAGACCUUCUCCAAACGCGAUGAUGGGUUCUGGCAUGGGUAUGGGUAUGGGCAUGGGCAUGGGCAUGAGUAAUAGUCCUGGUGUUGGUAUGGGGAUGGGAGGCUAUGGAGGCAUGAAUACAUCCAUGGGUAUGGGGAUGGGAGGGAUGGGGGGGAUGGGGGGAAUGGGUAUGGGACAAGGAGUCCAGAUGCAACCCCCAACUGGAAUGCCUCCUGGUUCCAACAUGCAAGGUAACUAUAACUCCAUGAUGGGUCCAGGUGCUUAUGCUCAACAGCCAUAUGGUGGCUACCGAUGAGAUUGAACAUUAUUCCUAAAUAGAGAGGUGAAGAAGUAUUAUUGCAUGUUUUGCUACAAGUUGAUAGAUGCCAUGCCAAUACCAGUGCUACCACUAGUAUCCACAUUGAGACAUUUGGAUUUAUAGCGGUGUAUCAUUAAAGUUGCAAUUUUCUGUAAAGUGACCCAGUUUGAAGUAUGUUUAUUCUUGUUAUAAAUAUGCUAUUACCAUUCUUAUUUUUUUUUGGGUCACCCUUCUAUAGGUGCUUUGAGCAUCAGAGUUGUGUACCAGACUUGAUAGAAUAACCUUAUUUGGGUUAUUGCUUUCUUUGCUUGUUCCUCAUUUUUUGUACACCAGUGGGUGGUUUGAUAUUAAUAUAUUCUUU